UCAGACUAAAAUGUAAAAAUCUCUCGAUGUAUUUAUAAUUUUUACUCUCUAAUUGUAAUAUUAGCGUAUAUAUAUAAUCGUUUCGAUGGCAGAUUCUGUUUGUUCUGAUAGAGAAGCAGAGGUAAGAUGUGUACCUCCACCUCGUAUGAUGCCGGAGAACCAGUUUUUCAACCAAGCCACUUUCAAUUUAGCCAUGAACCAGUACCGGGCCAUGGAGUUCCUUCAGCAGCAAAAACAGUACCAGAUUAAAGUGGAGCCAGAGAUGAGUUUUUACAACUGCCAAAACGAGGAGAGUGAAGAUGAAAGCAGUAGUGACAAAUCCGACCGCAACUCUCCCACUGCCUUGACAAUCGACGAACAACCGCCCUCCAUUGAUACCAACAGUACAAAGAAAACACAAAUAUGCAACGUGUGUGGCAAGAUCCUGUCUUCCCCAUCGUCCUAUUAUGUCCACAUGAAAAUGCACUCAGAGAACAAGCCGUUUGCCUGCACCAUGUGCGAGGCUAGUUUCUGCCGUAAGCCGUACUUGGAGGUGCACAUGCGCACGCACACAGGAGAGAGACCUUACCAAUGUGAGAUCUGCCAAAAACGCUUCACCCAGAAGAGCAGUCUCAACACGCACAAACGUGUACACACUGGGGAACGUCCAUACUCUUGCGAUAUUUGCAAUAAAAGAUUCGCUGUGAAGAGUUAUGUCAACACCCAUCGCCUCAGUCAUGUGGGGGAUCGUCCUUUGGCGUGUGACCGGUGUAGCGUUGUCUUCACCUCUAAGGUUCACUACACGGAACACAUGCGGACUCACGCAGCCAGACACAUGUUCGGCUGUAAUGUCUGCGGCCGCACCUUCGCCAAGGACAGCUACCUCAUCCGUCACCACAACAGGGUGCACCGCGGCGACGGAGCCGUACCCAUGGCUGUACCUGCGGAACUCAACAUGGCCGGGUUUGAUAUGAGAAUGAGAACCAAUGCAGAAGAAAUCAGGUUACAAGAUAUUUUUAGGAUGAAACCAAUGCAAGACCUCGGAAUCCCAGAUUACCUCAGAAUGAAUCCCGAGACGGAAAUAGUUCCAUCGGUGCAAUGCUUCAAAGUCAGAGAGAGUAUGGUCGAAGAGAAACCAGUUGUUGAAUGCUUCCGGGUGAAAAUCAAUCCUGAGAGGAAAGUUGCCGCAGAAUGAAAUAAUAUUGAUAAGCUAAAUGGAAACAUAGGGUUCUCAUUGUAGUUUAAAUGCUUGCUGGAGUGUCAAAAGUAAGUAAAUGGCUUAAGUGAAGAUGUACUUUAUACAGGAAAAGUAGUGUGUGCUAUCGUUCUUUUUUUAUAAUUUGGGAUCAGCUUGUUUUUUUUCUUUUUGUUCCAUAAACUAGCUUACCAUUUAAUUUAUGUAGGUCCAUAGCUUCAAAGUUAUAUUUAGUUGAUUAUUUAUUUAGAGCUACUAAUACUGAUAUUUUAGUUUUAUACAGAAGAACAACAGUAAGAGAGUAAGGUAAAAGAUUCUAGUCAAAGCAACUAUUCGUUGUGUAAAACUAAUGACUGAUAAAUUACUCUAUACCAAUGUAUAUACUAUAUAUAAAAUUAGUGUUUGUAGUUAAUGUACUAACAGUAAGGGAAUUUAUUGUUGUAAUAUAUCUUAUGUAUAUUGUCAAAAAAUAUUUUUGUGGAAUGAAUACCGAUUAUUAUAUUUUAGUAAUAUAACUUUUGUUCACAAUGAAUAAUGACAGUCAAAGAGUUUUUAUCAUUUCAAUUUUGUAUUUCCAUCAAGCCUAGUUAGAGUCAGUAAACUAAAAACUAAACUCGGGCAUAUAAUUCCUGAUUUUGCAAAAAAAAUUCUGUGACCGCAAUCAUUGACUUUUGGAUACUGAUGUUCCAUUAAUAGAGUAGAUUCCCUCUUAUCCGAACACCUUUUAACCGGACUACACUCGACAAGAAGUGGAAAAUAUUUAAACGACUGUUCUUGUGGGAAAGAUUUCAGACCAGUGAUCACGUUUCUAAAUGUAUUGUUCUUGUAAGUAAAAUAUUUGGAUUAGUUCUCGUGUUAAUCCAAAUUUUUAGGGAUGUCGGUUUAGCCGGAAAACCCAUUAUCCGGACUUGCCCUUGGUCCCGAGUAGUCCGGAUAAGAGGGAGUCUACUGUAGUCCAGGGUGCAAUUGAGCGUGCCCAUGUUUCUCAGGAACUUCCUAUUUUUGAUAUUUUGUGAAAUUUGUACUAAGAAAUAAGACGAGAUUCACUGCAAAUAACUUCCUUGAUGGUGAAUUAAUUUUAAUAUUUCAACCCUUUAAGCCUCAUAGUCAUUAGAAACCAUAAACAACACGACUAAUCCAUUUAGGGUCUGACUUAGGGGAGGUACAAAUGAGGCAUUUAGUUCAAAAUUCCUCAGUGAACAGCGCUGUAGUAAAAAGCACUUUGGCAA
This is a messenger RNA of Macrosteles quadrilineatus (aster leafhopper), 2403 nucleotides long. Its product is annotated as zinc finger protein OZF-like. Gene Ontology annotation, cellular component: PcG protein complex; transcription regulator complex. The coding region runs from base 86 to 1174 and encodes 362 amino acids. Gene Ontology annotation, molecular function: DNA-binding transcription factor activity, RNA polymerase II-specific; RNA polymerase II cis-regulatory region sequence-specific DNA binding. The record is from RefSeq and is a predicted model, not a curated record. NCBI's taxonomy places the organism in Eukaryota, Metazoa, Arthropoda, Insecta, Hemiptera, Cicadellidae. The transcript is spliced from 7 exons. Gene Ontology annotation, biological process: regulation of transcription by RNA polymerase II.